Striga asiatica is the source of this 1704-nucleotide messenger RNA. The record is from the annotation of a GenBank genome assembly. NCBI's taxonomy places the organism in Eukaryota, Viridiplantae, Streptophyta, Magnoliopsida, Lamiales, Orobanchaceae.
AUGCAGAGGAAGCGAGAGGCUGAUACGGAAGGUUCUAGAGCUUCUAAAAGAAUAAAAAGUGAGGAAUUACAUGCAGAUGAUGACCAUUGGACUUCUGACAAUCGUGGUAGUUCCUCAAAAGCAGAUUGUCCAUCUACCAGUUUUUCUAAUAAAACAUCAAGGACUGAUGAUAAGCAUAAAUAUAACAGCAAAACAGAUUCAAGUGGAGCCGAAAAAUGUGAUGAAAAGGAUUCUAUCAGGAAGAGGAAAGCAAAAGAACAAAGUGACCAACAGAAAGAAAAGAAAGCUAAAGUUAGUCACAAAGAUGAUCAUCAUAACGGGCAUUUCUCGAGGAAUAUUCAGGCAGUGGAUUAUUCGAAAAGUGAUAUGGGUUCUGUAAAUCCUACAGUUGCUGCUAAUUCAAGCUCGUCUAUUUUAUCCGGCUCCCAUAAGAACAAAGCCAGUGGCCAGGAAGUUAAAAGUUCCCCUAUUGAGUCAGUGUCUUCUUCUCCUAUAAGAUAUCCUAACAUCGAUAAAGUCACGUCAGGUAAAAAUAAGGAUAUGAAAAAAGAUGGAGGUCUUUCUGGUGAAGGUGUAAAAAAUUCUUCUGAGCAGUGCCAAUUUGAAGAAAAGGCAAAUGUAGACCCAUCACUGAAGAAAAAAAAAACCGGGAAAGAAUUGUCUUCACAUUCGAAAGACAAUGCUCGUGCUUCUGGAGAUAAAGUUCAAAAUUCUUCACAUGAGAAAAAGCUUAAUAAUAAUAUUCAUCAAGAGCAAGCUAAGGAGAAAUUACCAAAGAGAAGCAACCAAGCAGAGACUAAUGGAACUGGAAAAUCGUGCUCACUUCCACCCUUAGCAAGAAUUUCGACUGAACCUGUUUUUGGAACUCAGAAAGAUAGUGGUGUUAAAAGUUCGGCACUCGAUUUAGAUAAUGGUGAGGGACAAAAGGGACCAAAUCAGAAAACGAAAGUUGAGAACUUGAAAACUCCCAAUUCUCUUAAAGUUCGGGAUAUUGAUGCUCCUAGUCCCCUUCGAAAGGAUACAUCAAGUCAUGCAGCUAACAGUGCUUUAAAAGAGGCGAAGGACCUAAAACACUUGGCCGAUCGUCUUAAGAAUAAUGGAUCCACUGAAAGUAUUGGAUUUUACUUCCAAGCUGCUCUCAAGUUUCUUCAUGGAGCCUCUUUGUUGGAAAAUGUAAGCAGUGAAGCCACGAGACAUAAUGAUCUAAUGCACUCGAUGCAUAUAUAUAGCAGCACUGCCAAACUAUGCGAGUUUUGUGCGCAUGAAUACGAAAAGUCGAAGGACAUGGCUGCUGCUUCGUUGGCCUAUAAAUGCAUGGAAGUUGCUUACUUGCGUGUGGUUUAUUCAUCACAUAACAGUGCAAGUAGGGAUCGAAAUGAGUUGCAAUCCGCUUUGCAAAUUGUCCCUCCUGGUGAAUCUCCUUCUUCAUCUGCAUCUGAUGUUGAUAACUUAAACCACCAAAUAACUACUGAAAAGCCUUCCAUGGCCAAAGCUGUUGGUUCCCCUCAAGCACAAGACGUUAACUUUGCAAUGGAAGCCUCGAGGAAAUCAAGAAUUGCAUUUACAGCCGCUACUGCAAAUCUUUGUGAAUCCUCGAAUAAAGAGAGUUUCAACUCACUGAAAAAUGCGCUUCAUUUUAAUUUCCAUGACAUUGAGGAACUAUUACGGCUUGUUCGGUUUGCAAUGGAAGCCAUCAACCGUUAA